This is a messenger RNA of Magallana angulata, 546 nucleotides long. Its product is annotated as P2X purinoceptor 7-like. The record is from RefSeq and is a predicted model, not a curated record. The transcript is spliced from 3 exons. The coding region runs from base 1 to 546 and encodes 181 amino acids. Lineage: Eukaryota; Metazoa; Mollusca; Bivalvia; Ostreida; Ostreidae.
AUGGCUGGAAUCGCCUUGAACCCCGACGAAAUCCAAUUUAUAGUUCAACCUUACCAGUUUGAGCCACAUCGACGACCAGAACAACCCCUUUCAUCGUUAGAAUCUUCAAGUAAGAGCGACUCUGAGCGAGAUUCUGACAUCAACGCUGUUGCGACUGAUGAAUGGUGCACCUGUAAUAACUGCGUUGCUAUGCCCACUGCAACAGAGAGAAGAUGCUGUCAGAGCUUUGCAGUUUUCCAGCCAAAACUGGAUGAAGCCAGGAUAACCUGCAUCACAAUGCAUGAAGCCUUUCAAGUCAACUGCUUAAACCACCACGUCCUUGAGCUGUCCUUCUACGAGUAUCUAGAUUACAAUGGGCCUAUCGGAGAUGAAGAACCAGUCCAUGAACUCUACCGGUACAUCGCUUAUCGCAGAUACACCAGAUGGUUGUGGCAUCGCCAGGGGAAAAAGACCAGGAAAGUCAUUCCCUCAUGUUUUAUGAGUGCCAUUCGCACCAGAUUUCCAUCUGACGGGUUUACAGAAUUUAAGUAUCCUAGAGACUACUGA